AUGGCUGCCGCCGUAGAUGACGGGCAGCUGCUCAAGCAGGCGACCGGCCGCAACACUCGAGGCUUGCUUCGAGUGAUUAUCCUGUGCCUCAUCGCUGCCGCCGCCGUAAGCAGUCGUCUGUUCUCCGUAAUCCGCUUUGAGAGCAUCAUCCACGAGUUCGAUCCGUGGUUCAACUUCCGAGCGACGAAAUACCUGGUACAGAAUGGCUUCUACAGCUUCUGGGACUGGUUCGACGACCGAACAUGGCACCCUCUUGGACGAGUCACGGGUGGUACUCUCUACCCCGGACUGAUGGUCACCAGCGGUGUCAUCUACCACGCCCUCCGCGCUCUCGCCAUGCCCGUCGACAUUCGAAACAUCUGUGUCCUCCUCGCGCCUGCCUUCUCAGGUCUUACUGCGCUCGCGACGUACCUCCUGACCUCCGAGAUGGUCCCGUCGCCCUCGGCCGGUCUGCUCGCCGCAGCCUUCAUGGGCAUCACCCCCGGUUACAUCUCGCGAUCCGUCGCAGGAAGUUACGAUAACGAGGCCAUUGCCAUUUUCCUGCUCGUCUUCACCUUCUUCCUGUGGAUCAAGGCAGUCAAGCUCGGAUCCAUGUUCUGGGGUGCAUUGACUGCGCUGUUCUACGGAUACAUGGUGUCAGCGUGGGGUGGAUACGUCUUCAUCACCAACUUGCUGCCCCUGCACGCUUUCGUCUUGAUCUGCAUGGGACGAUACAGCCCGAGGUUGUAUGUCAGUUAUACUUCGUGGUAUGCGCUUGGCACGCUUGCGAGCAUGCAGAUCCCCUUCGUCGGUUUCCUGCCCAUCCGCAGUAGCGAGCACAUGUCCGCGCUCGGUGUCUUUGGCCUGCUCCAGCUGGUGGCCUUUGUCGACUGGGUUCGCGCACAGCUUCCCGGCAAGCAGUUCCAGACGCUGCUCCGCGCUCUGGUUCUGAGUGUCUUCCUCAUCGGUGUCGGAGGACUGGUGCUUCUUACCGUCUCUGGUGUCAUUGCGCCCUGGACUGGCCGUUUCUACUCGCUCUGGGAUACCGGAUACGCCAAGAUUCACAUUCCCAUCAUCGCCUCCGUCUCCGAGCAUCAGCCUACCGCAUGGCCCGCUUUCUUCUUCGAUCUCAACAUGAUGAUCUGGCUCUUCCCCGCCGGUGUCUACCUGUGCUUCCGCACUUUGACCGACGAGCAGGUCUUCAUUGUCAUCUACGCUGUGCUCGCCAGUUACUUCGCUGGUGUCAUGGUCCGUCUUAUGCUCACUUUGACUCCCAUUGUCUGCGUUGCAUCGGCAAUCGCUUUCUCGCAGAUUCUCGACACCUACCUUGACGUCAAGACCCCCAAGCCCGUCACCGAGAACGGCAGCACCGAUACCGCUGCAGUCGCUGCUGCAGCUAUCCUUCCCGAGGGUCUCCGAUCUACACGCAACCCGCUCGUCGGCAUCUACUCGUAUGCCUCCAAGCUCACCGUCGCCGGAACCGCCGCCAUCUACCUCAUGCUGUUCGUUCUGCACUGCACAUGGGUCACUUCGAACGCCUACUCUUCGCCCUCCGUCGUGCUCGCAUCCAGACUUCCCGACGGCAGCCAGCACAUCAUCGAUGACUACCGCGAGGCAUACUACUGGCUCAGGCAGAACACCCCUCAGAACGCGAAGAUCAUGUCGUGGUGGGACUACGGAUACCAGAUUGGUGGUAUGGCCGACCGCCCUACCCUUGUCGAUAACAACACCUGGAACAACACGCACAUUGCUACCGUCGGCAAGGCUAUGAGCUCCAGGGAGGAGGUCAGCUACCCCAUCAUGCGUCAACACGAGGUCGACUACGUAUUGGUCGUCUUUGGCGGUCUUCUUGGCUACUCUGGAGACGACAUCAACAAGUUCCUCUGGAUGGUCAGGAUUGCCGAGGGUAUCUGGCCCGAUGAGGUCAAGGAGCGCAACUUUUUCACUCCACGAGGCGAGUACCGUGUGGACGAGGAGGCCACCCCCACCAUGAAGAACAGCUUGAUGUACAAGAUGUCUUACUACAACUACAACGCGCUGUUCCCCGCCGGACAAGCCCAGGACCGUGUCCGUGGCGCGCGUCUUCCCGCACAGGGCCCCGAGCUCAGCACCAUCGAGGAGGCCUUUACUAGCGAGAACUGGAUCAUCAGGAUCUACAAGGUCAAGGAUCUUGACAACUUUGGUCGCGACCAUCAAAGCGCCGUAUCGUUCGACAAGGGCCACAAGAAGAAGCGGUCCACCAAGAGGAAGGGACCUAGGGUAUUGAGAGUUGAGUAG
Alternaria hordeiaustralica is the source of this 2256-nucleotide messenger RNA. RefSeq names its product oligosaccharyl transferase stt3 subunit (gene STT3). Gene Ontology annotation, biological process: post-translational protein modification. Gene Ontology annotation, cellular component: membrane. The record is from RefSeq and is a predicted model, not a curated record. NCBI's taxonomy places the organism in Eukaryota, Fungi, Ascomycota, Dothideomycetes, Pleosporales, Pleosporaceae. The transcript is spliced from 4 exons. Bases 1 to 2256 code for a protein of 751 amino acids. Gene Ontology annotation, molecular function: dolichyl-diphosphooligosaccharide-protein glycotransferase activity.